This is a messenger RNA of Petromyzon marinus (sea lamprey), 1648 nucleotides long. It is a transcript of the gene NPL, whose product is annotated as N-acetylneuraminate pyruvate lyase. The record is from RefSeq and is a predicted model, not a curated record. NCBI's taxonomy places the organism in Eukaryota, Metazoa, Chordata, Hyperoartia, Petromyzontiformes, Petromyzontidae. Gene Ontology annotation, molecular function: lyase activity.
AACAUUGAGAGACCUUCAACGGAGCCUGCCAGGUGUGGGUGGCGUUACAGCGAGGGGAGGGGUCGAACGCGGCCGGGCGGCACGUGACCGUGAUCACGCGCUCGGGAAGCUGAUGAGUCACGUGACCGCGGCCGUCCUCAGGACUCCAGCAACUCGGGCUACGAUGGAACCACUGAAUUUGAAGGGAUUGAUCGCGGCUCCGUUCACUCCUUUGACAGAGCAGGGGGAAGUGAACCUGCCCGUGAUUGCGGGAUACGUGGACUAUCUGGUGCAUGAACAAGGCGUGAAAAGCAUAUUUUUGAAUGGGACCACGGGGGAAGGGCCCUCGCUGACUGUGGCUGAGAGGAAGCUGUUGACUGAAGAAUGGAUUAAACAAGGAAAGAACAAAUUGACUCAUGUCAUUAUACACGUUGGAGCAAAUGCAAUUACGGAAGCCCAGCAACUGGCGAAGCAUGCUCAAGAUGCUGGCGCCACUGCCAUCUCCUUGAUGGCUCCAAACUACUUUAAGCCAUUGUCACUUGAUGCAAUUGUAAAUUUCAUACAGGUGGUAGCAGCUGCAGCGCCUAACAUUCCUUGCCUUUAUUACCACAUUCCAGAGUUCACCGGAGUGAAUGUGUCCAUGUACGAGUUAUGUGAUGGAAUUCGCGAGAAAAUCCCAACCUUUGCUGGAGUGAAGUUUUGUAGCUUGGAUUUGCUUGAACUUGGUUGUUGCAUCAGCCGCUAUGGACGUGAAUUGUCGUUCUACUAUGCUAAAGACGAGCAACUCCUUUCUGCGUUGGUGUUGGGAACGCACGGAGCGGUUGGCAGUACUUACAACUACAUGGGAAAACUUAACAACUCGAUCAUCGAGGCUCUGGAUAGCGGCAAACUGGAAGACGCUCGCAAGCACCAGUUUACCGCACAAGAGCUGCUGAAGAAACUCUUCACAUUUGGUUUUGGCGUGGCAGAAAACAAGGCGGUGAUGUCGCUCGUGUCGGGGCUGCCCCUGGGUCCGCCACGUGCUCCACUGCUCAAUCGCUCUCCAGAAUCCUUCUUGAUCCCGGCGAGGCUGGAGCUGGAGCGUGCGGGAUUCCUUAAACAGUGACACCAGCGACGACCUGCAUCACUCUCAUUUUAUUCCAAACAAACCAUGUCGACUGAAAAGUGGAGUUGUGCAUACACGAUCGAAUAGCUCUCUUGUGUGUUUUCAAGUUGUUCGACGUUUCAGAGCAUCUUCAGUUCCUGCACGUCGGAAGUUAUGCCAAAAAACACGCGAUGCUGUACGACCCGAAACCACAUUGGAGAGCUAUACAGCAUAACCGAGAAGAGCUGCACAAUUAUUAUUUCAAGGGAGUAUUGCUGAAGUUUUUGCAUAAACAUUUUCAGGAGUAUUUUUGUUAUGACUUGAUUAAUAUUAAAAUUUGAAUAUUUGAUUAAACAGUAUAAUUGAUGAUAAGCAUUCAGAGUUGUGUUUGAAUGGGGUGCCACAAAUGUACAAUUUACAAAAGUAAGUCUGUAGACUUUCUGGACUCAUUGUGACUUCCUGGGUCCUCUGAUGAUGUUCAAUGUAAUUUCAAAUGGAAUGCUAGAUUUGGAUGUAAGAAUCGCUCUUACCGGUGUGAGCGGAAACUAACAGUUGUCACGAUUAAAGCUUGUGUACUUGACAAUU